This is a messenger RNA of Nymphalis io (European peacock), 4282 nucleotides long. RefSeq names its product probable DNA mismatch repair protein Msh6 (gene Msh6). Gene Ontology annotation, biological process: mismatch repair. Gene Ontology annotation, cellular component: MutSalpha complex; nucleus. The record is from RefSeq and is a predicted model, not a curated record. The coding region runs from base 108 to 3464 and encodes 1118 amino acids. Lineage: Eukaryota; Metazoa; Arthropoda; Insecta; Lepidoptera; Nymphalidae. Gene Ontology annotation, molecular function: mismatched DNA binding; ATP binding; ATP-dependent DNA damage sensor activity. The transcript has 19 exons.
CCAAAAACCGGCGAAGUAUUGGAAACUGUAAAAUAUCAUUAAUCAAUAACAAAUUGUAGUUUUUUAAAAUAAAAUCUGUUUUUUUAAUGACCUUUAACUGACGAAAUAUGUCUAAACGCAAUAGUUCUGCAGCUUCGAAUACAUUGUUCAAUUACUUUGCUAAAACACCGCCGAGUUCCAAAAAACCUAAACAGAACAGCGAUGAAGGCAGUAAUAACAAACUAAAUUCUUCAUUCAGUUGUAAAGAUGGUGUUAAAUUUGAAAAUAAAAAACGAGAGAGAAUACCAACUCCAUCCCCAGAACCAAACAAAGAAGAUAGUGAUGAAGAAAUAGCCAUUACCAACAAAAAACGGAAGAGGAUUAGAUUAAAUCCUAUAGAUUCUGAUGAUUCAGAUAUUGAAAAUAAAGCAGAUAACAAAGUUAAAAGCUGCAAAGAAGAAGUGUCUAUGAAGAUAAGAUUACAAGAAAGUUUCAAAUAUGAACCCAGUGAAUCCCCUAAAAACGAUAAAACUACAAGAAUCAUACCAAAUACUUCACAAUCAAAAAUAGAAUCUCAAGAUAGUCCAUUAAUAGCAGAUGAAGAUAACUGGACUCAUUGUAAGCUGGAUUGGUUGAAACCAGAUAAUAUACGAGAUGCUCAGAAGCGUAGGCCAGAUCAUCCAGACUAUGAUCCAAGUACUGUUUACGUACCAAUGGAAUUUAUUAAGAAACAAACGCCUGCUCAUAAACAGUGGUGGGAAAUAAAAUCAAAACAUUUUGAUAGUGUUUUGUUUUUCAAAGUUGGUAAAUUCUAUGAGCUUUAUCAUAUGGAUGCAGCUGUAGGUGUGAAUGAACUUGGCUUUUCCUAUAUGAAGGGUGAAUUCGCACAUUCAGGUUUCCCUGAGAGUGCAUACUCACGCAUGGCUUCUACGUUGGUGUCUAAAGGGUACAAAGUAGUACGUGUCGAACAAACUGAAACUCCUGAUAUGAUGCAGGAGAGAUGUAAAAAUAGCGGUCUAUCAAGUAAAAGCGACAAAGUUGUCAGACGUGAGGUGUGCCAAGUGAGCGUGCGUGGUGCGCGAGCGCUCGGCCUGCAGGACGCCACGCCCGUGCAGUCCGCCUCGGAGUACAUGCUGGCCAUAGCCGAGGAGGAGAACAAUGGUUGCAGCGCGUAUGGAGUCUGCUUUAUAGACACUACAAUAGGGCUGUUCCACAUGGGACAAUUUACAGACGAUAAGCAUUCAUCAAGGUUACUAACUACACUCGCGCAUUAUCCGCCAGCUUUGGUAAUCUACGAUCGAAAAGCAACUACUUUGCGUACAACUAGACUGUUAGCCACGCAUUGUCACGCUGCGAGACGUGAGCCCACUGCUAUAUGGACACCAGAAAAAACAUUAAAAAUACUAGCUGAGAAGUAUUACAGGAGCAACGUCGAUGGUGACUGGCCAGAGGGUAUCAAGCCAUUCUUACAUGAAGGUGAUGCCCUCGGCCUAACACCAGCUGCUCACUGUUACUUGGCCGUCAAAGCAUUAGGUGGCUGCGUAGCUUAUCUUACUGAAUGUCUACUCGACAUACAGAUCCUCGGUAUGUCACAGUUUGAAGAAUACGCUCCUCCCGACGUUCUGAAUAGCACCAUAUUGCCCAACGAUAAGGUCGAAAAUGAAUGGACAGGAGGCAAUACGAUGGUAUUGGAUGCAAUCACAUUGAGAAAUUUGAGAAUAGUUCAAGAUGAAGGCUGCUUGUAUGAUAAAUUAAACUUUUGUUGCACUCCUAUGGGGAAAAGGUUACUUUAUCAAUGGGUUUGUUCUCCGAGCUGCAACCUAACAGUGAUCAAGGAGAGACAGGAGGCAGUUAAGGCUUUGUUUGAAAACCAGGAACUGUGCCAGGAUGCAAAGAAUAUAUUGACCGCUCUGCCUGAUUUGGAACGUCUCUUAGCAAAAAUUCAUGCUUUGGGUAACCUAAAGAAAUCACAGGAUCAUCCAGACUCUCGAGCUAUAUUCUAUGAAGAAAAAAUCUAUUCAAAAAGAAAAGUAUUGGAUUUUAUAUCAGUCUUGAAUGGUUUUACUGCUGUUCUUAAAUUGACAGAAUUAUUCUCUGAUACGGAACCUGUUUUGUUGAAGCAUAUUACACAAUUCAGCCCGCAAGGCAAAUUUCCCGACUAUCGAGACACAUUAAAGUUCUUUAAGGGAGCAUUUAAUCAGCAAGAUGCAGAGAAAGAAGGUCGUAUAUUACCCGGAGCGGGUGUUGAUAAGGAAUAUGACCAUAUACUACAAGUUAUUGAGGAAUUAGAAGACGAACUUAAACAAUAUUUGACGCAACAGGAAAAAUAUUUUAAAUGCAGAGUAACAUAUGUAGGCGUGGACAAGAAACGUUACCAGUUAGAAGUGCCACAGGGGGCCGCAGCUAAAGCCGGACCAGAGUAUCACCUAGAAAGUACAAGAAAGGGGUUCAAAAAAUUUUCCACUGCGGAGACAAAGGAAUUCCUUUCGCGAAUGAUUGCUGCAGAGGAACAGAAAAGAAACAUAUUAAAAGAUCUAAGUCGUCGAAUCUUCGAGAAGUUCUCGUCGAGUUACAAUCAAUGGGAGCAGGCUACCAAAUGCUUAGCGAUGUUGGAUAUUUUGCUAGCAUUCGCAGAGUUUGCGAGACAGCAGCACGGGGAAAUAUGCUUACCAGAAAUUACAUUUGAUCGAAAUCAAGAGCCCUACGUCAAUAUAAAGGAGGGUCGGCACCCGUGCAUCCCCGUCGCUCACGAGUUCAUCCCCAACGACACGUUGCUGCAGACGGCCAGACUGCUGCUGCUGACGGGGCCCAACAUGGGCGGCAAGUCUACGCUCAUGCGGCAGCUGGGUCUGCUGGCAGUGCUGGCGCAUCUGGGUUGUUACGUGCCAGCUCAAGAAUGCAGCAUGAGUCUAAUAGACCGGAUCUUCACCCGCUUGGGCGCCUCCGACGACAUUCUCUCGGGGCAGUCCACUUUCCUGGUGGAGAUGAACGAAACGGCGGCCAUAGUGAAGCACGCGACGAUACACUCCCUCGUACUGCUGGAUGAGUUAGGUCGAGGGACGUCGACGUACGACGGGACGGCCAUCGCGUCGGCGGUGUGCGCCGAGCUGGCGGCGCGCGGCUGCCGCACCGUGUUCUCCACGCACUACCACGCGCUCGUGCAGCACCUCGCGCACCACCCCGCGCUGCAGCUGGGGCACAUGGCGUGCAUGGUGGAAACGGAGGAGUCGCCGGCGGACAGCCCGGACGACAUCCCGGAGGAGACGAUAACGUUCCUGUACAAGCUGACGGCGGGCGCGUGCCCCAAGUCGUACGGGUUCAACGCGGCGCGGCUGGCGGGCGUGCCGCGUGACGUCACGGCGCGAGCGCAGCGCGUGGCGCGCGCCGUGCGGGCCGACGCCGAGCGCGCGCGCGCCGCGCGGGCCGUGCUGCGCGCCGGCGACGCGGGGCUCGUGCGCGCGCUGCUGGCGGCUCUCCAUAUAUGAUGUCGGAGUAAAUUACGUUGCCCGUCCUCGGAUUCGAUGAUCUAAUGCCUUUUCAUUUUUAUGUGCAUGUGCCUUGGCACGUAAACGAGAAUGUUGCCAUAAAUUGGAUACUCUGUAAUAUUGUUUUUGUAACACUCACCUCAGUGAGUUUUGUUAUAUAUUCAUUGUUUAGAUUACAGUCCAAUAACUAAUCACUUUAAAUUACUUAAUAAUGAUUCGCCGAUGUUUUUUUAGGGAUAUAUGUAUUUAGCAUAUAGGACAAAACAAUAAACCCACCUGCUUAGUACUUUGAUGAAACCGAAGCUGUGAUUGUAGUCCUUAAUUCUUUUAAUGUUCAUACUAAGGGCCUGGCAGUAGCUAUCGCUGGAGGAAUGUAUAAUAAACAAUUUUGACAGUCGAUUAUAAUUAAAGCAAUUAAAUCUUUAUGGUUUCUGCUUAUAUCGGUAGUUGAAUUUUAAAGUAUUUCAUUAUUAAUCUAAUGUUAAUAUAAAAACUGUUUUAAAUUUCUUUGAAUGUUUACAAUACAAUAAGAAAAAGUAGGCAGUCAUAAAGCUUCAGAGCAGUCCCUCGAUUUCUGGUUAACUGUGCAGAUAUGGAGCACCUUUGUAACUACUAUAGUAUUGCAUUUAUUGUUUAUGAUGUAUGAGGAAUCCUAUGAAAAAGGUGUUUUAAGGAUAAUGUUAAUUCUGCAAUAAGCAUAAUUAAAAUAAUUCUGAAACAUCCCCUAACCUUCCUCUGCUACGCCUAUGAUUGUACUAAUUUUAAGGGAAUAAAAUUAAUUGUUAUUCUUCACUCAAAUACCUGUGAUGAUUAUGUAA